CCGCGAUUGCAUCGACUGUCAACGGUGGAGAGACAUGCGCCAUGGAGACGGAGGACAUUCUGAAGGGUUUUGCAGAUGGCAGCAAGGAAGGGAAUUCGGCUGAAGAGAACAACGCAGACUGUGCAGAGGUGCUUGCGACAAUAUGUGCACAGACUGCAGAGAUGAUGGGUGAUGGUGAUGAAACAGAGAAUGAUGCAGGAGGGAGCACUUGUGAGACGGAAACGGUUGGGGAAGAGAGAGAGGAGGGAGGUCUGGGAAGUAGGGAAUCUUUGACAGGGUGUAUUGUGAAAGAUGAAAAUGUGGUGAAGACAUCAGUAGGAGAAGAGUACUCGUAUGACAUCAAUUGGGUGCCGGGUCGUGUUCAACUGGGUAUUGUUGCAGGAGCACCCUGCUUUGCGUUCAAAGUCGAAGGGACAUGGGUUCCAUUUCCUGCCCCCAAAAUGAAUACAUGGAUGAUGAUGCGUGAUGCCAUGAGAAAUGUCUGGAGCACGCAUUAUGUGAAUGACAACGUCUCCUUCAGGCACCUCGACAGGGAGGUCUCAGAAGACGAGAAGAAGGCAAUGGCAUGUCCUACCCAUACUGCUGGCUGUUUUUUCUGGCCGCUUCGGAACCCUGUGGAGUCGGAGGUGGUUGAAGAGAAAGUUUUCACUGGUGAGGAUGACAGCACAUACACGCAUGCAAGAGGGCAGGAAGCCACGUAUGAUGGACUAUGCUCGCAGAUAUGGGACCAUGUCACAAUGAGGAGUGACGUUCUGUCUGCCAUGGACAUUGGGGCCCGUGUCAUCCCUGAAGGACAGUUGCAGCAGCAUAUGGCCCCUAAAAAGUAUUGCUAUCGUGUCAAUUGGGUCCCAAAAUGUUUGCAUCCUGCAGUGGUUGAUGGCAAGGUGACGAUGGCAGCAAGACUGCAAUCAGGGCAUUGGCUCCCAUUGGGAUGGAUGCAUGCAGGCAUUGUGGAGCAUUGGCAGUUCCUCGUGGUUCUGACACGUGUCUCAAUUUUCAAUGUGAAUGUAAAGGACCACGUGCUGGUGGUUGAACACGCAAAGCGCUGCUGGGAGAAGAUAAGGGAGGAGGAGCGUCAGAUGGUGUGCGCGGGUUAUGACUCCAUGACUGACCAGGGGAUGUGGUCCAUGGUUGAGGGGAGUUGUACGGGCCAAGAGCACGACAACGGUCAGAACAGAUACAUGGCUCGCAUUCGCCGCAGGCACGGUUGCACGACCGUUCUUAGUUGGGUCCCGGUCGUAUGUCCUUUGACAUAUGAGCAUGGUGGAGACGUCGCCAUGAGAUUCAGAGACCCGCUUGGUGUGCCUUUCCAUCUGACCUACUCAGAUGGACUCCUGCGAGACAUUCGGUAUCUGCCAGAUAAUGAUUUGGCAGGUUCAGUGCAGCCAGGCAAGAGGACAGAGAAGCGGUCAGAAAUUUUCCGUUUGUCUGCUGAGGUGGAGGACCCAUGUGGUCCUGGUCGCGUCGGGGGGUGCUCUGCAGCACAGGGUGACAUGGGCGACCCGUGCGAUGUCGCGAUGUCGCAGAGCCCGGGGAAGAAGAAGAAGUGCACGUCGGGACCGCCACGUGGGCAGACGCCCGCAAGCAGAAAGAAGGUGAACCCCAAGGAGGUGCCGGUGACCGGAGACACCGCAGGUCCACGAACUCAGGUCCCCAGACGCCGUCGACGCCCCGGGAUGACAACUUUGUCGGAAAUCAGAAAGUUGCAACGAUCCACCGACCUUUGCUUGACUUUCAGGCCAUUCUUGCGUCUCGUGCGCGAGGUUGUGGAGGAGGACAUUGCUCCGGGUAUGGGCGUGAGGUUUCAGAUGACGGCGAGAGAAGAGGACGAAAGACAAACCGUACGCAUCAUGUCGACGUCAGUAGCACAGGUGGAGGCUGCUCUUGCAGAGGUAAUGAAGUAUGCAAAGGAGGGCGUCCACUACAACGGUGACAGCGAGUCGUCUUUGCUUCAGGACAGGGUGCCGAGGUACUUCAUAGUCGCUGUGGAUAUGAGAUCCACAAUCAUGGCAAACGGCGAGGACUGUGGCAAAGCACGAACACUCUUGCAACGCUUCAGAGAGUCAUCACAUGUACGUGUGGACAGCGAUGUGAAAGACAAUGCAUACAGUCCAAAAGGAGUGGUCCAGUGGAUGUGCAGCGAAGGGAUGUGCGAAGAAGGAGACGUGGACAUGACAAUGCAGCAGAAAGGGGGGACAUAUACACCUGCGAACUUGGGCAAGUUGCUGAGCACUGUGACACGGAAUGGAGGAAUGCUGGUUGAUGGGUCGAAGGACGAGUUGAAGAGUGGUGCUGCAGAAAUCUUGGUGUUGUCCAGAAUGAAGGACAUUACACAAACAUCGCCAGAAGACUUUCAAGAUGUUCCUGUCAUUGUUGCAGAUGGUGUGGAAUAUAUUCUGCUGGAUCAACUUCUGGACUUCAUGAAAAAAAGUGUCGACGACAGGAACGUCAUCCAUGAGGCGUUGCACGAAGUCACAAAGUUUGCACUACAGGGUCAAGAUCUGAUAGAAUUUGUGUCAGCAAGAACAGAAGACAACAUCAUAUCUGGCAGACCGUUGUGGAGGGAGUUAUUAUCAGCUGCUUUGGAGCGGCUCGGUCUUGCAAGUUGCGAUGUUGAGAGACAAAGAGAAAGAGAAAAAGGGUGGAAGGCGAUGGCCACGGAAACAAAUAUAGCAAUCAUUCCAGACAACGGACAAACAUCAGCAGCACAAAAAUCAAUAACCAGAAUGACAAACGAUGUGCCUCCCAUGCAGACAACAACGAGAGAGGAGCUAGUGUGUUCCGAUAUCUUCAAUGCUUUCACAAUGGAGACAUUACAGUGUGAUCGUGGAUUUGAAAAGGCCGAUUUGCCAAGUUGUUGUGCAGAUUACACAGACGGUGCAGAAGAAGAAGAUGAAGAAGAGGAUGAGGGGGCAUCAUCUUCUGACGUGGAAGUGAGCGGCAGCGAUGUCAGCAGUGACGAGGAAGACGAGGAACAUGUUGUAUACUAUGAUUUGAAGGCGGCGGGUGAACAAGUGACAAAAGGGUGGGCAAAUGCAAUUCUGAGGUUGGCAUGUGCUUUUUCCGAUCUGCACAAAGUCCUGCGUGUUGUGAUGAAGGAGGAAACACCAGAUGGUGCACUACAGUAUGCCGCAGUGACCAACGUCUUUCAUGUCAUUAUGAGCUCACAUCGUGCGAGGGCAUGCUCAGCCGUGGCGGACGAAAGAACACAUGGGCAGGAGAUGGGUGUGGUCGAUGACGCCGGACCAUCAAGUAUAGGUGCAGUGAAUCUCGUGAGCGAUGAGAGCGAGGACAACGGGGCCCCCGAGAAUGUAGAUGGGGAGGGCGGGACAUUCAAAGAGCAGCAACCGCAGCCUGUCGAGUCUUUCGACAACUCUCGCAAGCUGGCGACACUGAUUUCUCCGCCAGGGGCCAGGGGCGGUGUCGGUAUGUCGCAGAGCGACAUAGAUGCUCUCUUGUCACUUCUCACAGACCCGAGAUUCAACACGAGAGACAUCGCGUAUCGUAAUAGUCGAGAGUGUUUGACAUGGGCAGGGAGUCUAGCAGAGGCUGCUGGAUGGAAAGAGUUGGAUCUACAUUGUGACGAUUGGCCACAGGAUGCGCACGCCAUCUUGUGGCACCGCGACUGGCGAACGACAUUUCUGUCGAUUUUUCAUAUCGCAUUACAGAAAUGCGAGACGGUGUCUUCUCUAGACGUGUCUUCGCCCGGCGUCGAGAACCGUUCACCCAAUGCCCCCGAGAAGAGGUUGUGGGAAGACGGAAUGUCAAAGGUGCACCGCAGGACAACGAAGAGAAUCACGUACAAAAAGGACAGAAUGGUGAAGAUGAUCGAUUGGAGAGCCUCGGACGUAUGCACAGUGCAGCCAAAGAGGAAGCAGAAGACGAACAUGACCAGUCCAUAUAAGAAAAGUCUGACAGGGAGGAGAACGAGGCAACAACUGACGAGGGAGGUGACAAUGAAACUUCCGACGGACAUUCUCGCGACAGUCACGACGCUGAUGACGAAGACGGCAGGAGCAAUGAUGGCACAGCGCAGGACGAGGGCGGUGACGGGGCAGGCGAAGACGACAGAAGCGCGGACGGAAGAGGAAGUUUCCCAUCUCCGGGAAGAACGCGACGCACGAGGGAACUCGAAAGUGGCGGCGAGGGAGGCGCAACCGACGCGCCCUCCAUUGACAAACAACUAAUGAGGCACGACAACGCAAUUAAGAAAGGUAAACAAAAUGUCCUGCAGUUG
Molecule: messenger RNA, 4237 nt
Organism: Chara braunii
Lineage: Eukaryota; Viridiplantae; Streptophyta; Charophyceae; Charales; Characeae
Source: the annotation of a GenBank genome assembly